GUCAAUAUAUAUUUAUAUACAUAAAUACGUACAAACACACAUACGCACACAGUCACACACACUCAUUAAUGCUACAUACACUUGUUUAGUAUCUGGUUGCCCGACACUUUGCAAUGUAAGUUAGUUGCACCGCUCCGCCUUGCAGCCUGUUAUGUUACUUCUUGCAAUAUUCAUAUCAGAGCGGACUGUGCGUUUGGAUUAUUCAUACACACCACCAGCUUUGACAUGUAUUUACCACUGCGGACCAAUUUAGGUUUACAACUGAUGUGGAACGCAACACUUUGAGACGGCCCAUGAUGAGGAUAUCUGGUCCGUAUUCUUGAAUUGUCUGACCUGCGUCAAUUGGGAAAUUUCAAACUUCUGUAAUCUUUUUUCCUUCCAUGCCUGGCCUUCUGAGUGGUAUUCAAGCCAUUUGGUAGCAACUCAAAUUCCGUAAUGGUUGCAUAUCUUCCAAUGUUACACUCAAAGAUGUGGAAUUACUGCUUUAUAUAAACUGGACACUAACAACCAAUUGAAGGAAAGGUAACCAAUUCUUUACCUGCACUGCAUGAUAUUCUUCAAUCAUGGCAAAUGCUUUAUGGAUUUUUAAAUUAUUAUUGUUGCUCGGACUUUCAGUGCUACUAUACACAGUAUUUCUAUUGGUUCCUAGACCAAGCGUCUCACAAAAACUCCACAAAUUCAAAGAAGACUUCGUUUCUGUAUACAAAAGUAGACUUCAACAGAAAAUACCAGAAGUGGAAGUAUUACCAAUUCCAACAGAACAUAAUGUUUUCUCUCAGAGUUUUAUUGAACCUAAAACAAACCCAGUUAAGGAAAAUUUGCCAAAAGAGCAUCUUGAUCAGUGGUUAAGACGUUUCCAUCCACAACCUACAGACAAAUUUGACCAUUCAAAACAUAAGCAUUUCCAAAAAACACUUAUUUCUAAUGACAGUCUGUGUCGUAAUUCAGCUGUUGAUAUCUUGGUAUAUAUUCAGAGUUCUCCAGAGAACCAUGCACGACGACAAGCAAUCCGUGAGAGUUGGGGAAAUGGGGCAGUUUUUCUAGAUAUAUAUAUGAAACUUGUGUUUGUGGUUGGUAAAUCAACCAAUAAGGAAAGCCAACACAAAAUAAAAGCAAGCAUUACUUACGAAAGUAUACAAUACAAAGAUAUUCUUAUGCUUGACAUUGUGGACACCUUCCAAAACAUAACUUUGAAAAGUAUAAAUGCUCUUCACUGGAUUUAUAAUAUUUGCCCACAGGCAAAAUACAUUCUCAAGACAGAUGAUGAUAUUUAUGUAAACAUUUUUCAACUUAUCGAGUAUUUUAUGCCUCAAGUGUGGAAUAAAGAAAAAGCAAUAAUUUGCCAUUAUAAAACUGAAGGAACAAGUCCAAUUGUUCGGGCCUCAAAUAGUAAAUGGUAUAUUCCUAACAACGUCUUUGUUGGAAAGCAAUAUUAUCCUUUUGGUUUCUGCACUGGUUAUGCCAUUCUCUUCACAUCAAAUCUUCUCCCAGAAAUGUACAACAUGUCUCUCAGAGUGCCUUACAUUGGAAUCGACGAUGUCUAUGCUUUCGGUCUGUUGCUAAAAGACAUAAAAAAUAUUACUGUUAUCAAUGCACAACGCAACUUUACUCUUAACCAAAAUGCUGCUCUUUCUGAAUAUGAAGGUUCAAAACCAAUAUCACAUGUUGUGGCAAGUGCCUGGGCCCAAAACAGUAUGAGUCGCUUCUGGUACGCUACCAUCCGCAAACUUUCUAAUUGGGGAAAAUUACAUUGUAAAUUGAGCACCAAAUAAAAAAAAACACAGUAAUUGAGUGAGUGUAGUAUAUGUGUGUGUGUGUAUUUGUCAUAUACAAUGUGUUACUUGUUCUUCUUUUUGCUAACUUUUCCACAUUCAAAAAAAAAAAAAAAUAUAUACAGAAAGAGAAAGAAAAUAUUUUUAGUGAAAACAAAAAUCUCUCUUUAAUUUUCUUUGUGACACCAGUUUCAAAUUUGAGGCCGUUCUCUAAAGGACUUUAAGGAUUCUGGUUAUGCUCAGCUCAUGAGUAUGUUUCUGUAAAGUUCUAUACAUUUCAAGGAUUAAAAAAAAAAUUUGAACAUUUUAAUUUUA
Octopus sinensis (East Asian common octopus) is the source of this 2087-nucleotide messenger RNA. Its product is annotated as beta-1,3-galactosyltransferase 5. The coding region runs from base 564 to 1772 and encodes 402 amino acids. The transcript has 3 exons. Gene Ontology annotation, cellular component: membrane. Gene Ontology annotation, molecular function: hexosyltransferase activity. The record is from RefSeq and is a predicted model, not a curated record. Lineage: Eukaryota; Metazoa; Mollusca; Cephalopoda; Octopoda; Octopodidae.